Triticum urartu is the source of this 824-nucleotide messenger RNA. Lineage: Eukaryota; Viridiplantae; Streptophyta; Magnoliopsida; Poales; Poaceae. The record is from RefSeq and is a predicted model, not a curated record.
AUGCAUGCAGCUUCGGCGCUGGGGAUGCGGACGCCGGUGGCCUACAAGGCGCGGCGGCGGGCGUCGCGGGAGACGCUCGCGCGCGGCAUGAACUUCGCCGUCGGCGGCGCCGGCGUGCUCGACACCGGCAACUUCCAGCGCAACAUCAGCGCCCAGAUCGACCUCUUCCAGGCCAUGCACCACAGCCAGCAGCAGCGGGGCUGCGCCAAGCGGACGGCGCUCGUCGUCGUCUCCGGCAACGACUACGCCUACGCCGCCGACAAGGACAACAACGGCACCAGCGCGGCGAUCGCGUACAUCCCGACGGUGGUGCGGGAGCUCCGGGAGCAGCUGCGGCGGCUACGCGACGAGGCGGGGAUGCGGAGGGUGGUGGUGAUCAACCUGCACCCCAUGGGGUGCACGCCGGUAUUCACCCGCCCGCUCAACUACACCGGCUGCGACCCGCUGGCCAACGCCGGGGCCGCCCAGCACAACGCCGCGCUCCGAUCGGUCCUCGGCGCCCUCGACCCCAACAACCGCACCUUCCUCCUCCUCGACCUCCACACCCCCUUCGCCGCCUUCCUCCUCGACGACAACAAUGAUGACAGUGACAACAAGUUGUUCAAGAGCACGCUGCGGCCGUGCUGCGAGAGCUUCAGGCCCGACGGCUACUGCGGCCAGGAGGACGAGAAGGGCACCUCCGCCACUGCGCGGCAGUACACGCUCAGCGACGACCCCGGCCGCUACUUCUACUGGGACGACGUGCACCCGACGCAGGCCGCCUGGGCCGCCGUGGCGCGCACCUUCAGGGCCGCCGUCAAGAGCUUCCUCUCCAUCUGACCUGA